AUGUUUUUUUUUGCUCUGUUAUACCUCACAGCCGUGCUUUGUUCAGCCAGACGGACUCAUGCAGUUCCCCUGUAUCCAGACUCCAGCGUGGAGCCACAGGCAGAAUUUAUUCAAAAGCUUGUGACAGAGGUAGAGAAUGGAGACAACACUGCAGACGUGGAACAGAGAGAAUUGAACAAUCUGUUUCCUCUGGUUAUGCAGCACAGCACUGGGAGAGACCCCUGGACCAAAGGAGUCAAAGAAUUUGCCAAACAGGAAAGAUAUGCCAACAUGGUGGAAGACUUGAAAGAAGUCGUUUUAAAGAUGGCUGCUGCUGACAGGCUCCGCUCUCAGAGUUUUAUAAGAUCCGAGCAGAGCCUUCCAAAGACAAACAAGAGAGCGUGUUUCUGGAAAUACUGUGUGACCAACUGA
Messenger RNA from Knipowitschia caucasica, 411 nucleotides. The record is from the annotation of a GenBank genome assembly. Lineage: Eukaryota; Metazoa; Chordata; Actinopteri; Gobiiformes; Gobiidae.